CAGUUGAGAUUUCAAAAAUUAACGGUGUUGUGUGUUUACUCGGUUCAUUUUAACAUUUUAAUUGAAUUUUCGGGUUUUAAGACCAUUUAAUAUAAUUAAAGUAGUGAAUAUUAAAGAUAAAAGUAUAUACCGGGUUUUGAGUGAAAAAGAAACCAAUUAAAUAGCAUAGAACGGAUAUAAAUCAAUGAAAAAUAAUGGACGAUCUAAGACAAAAAGUAUCACAAGAAGUAAAUGAAAUAGCAGAAGAGAAGAUUGAAUAUCUGUCUCAGCUAUGGAAGGAGUUGUUUGAGAAAGAAAUUGGCAUGGACCAUAUGAGAAAAUUGUUAAAUCAUGUCGAUGCAUUCUUUACGGAUAUUAUCGUUGAAACUGAGAGUCGUAAAGAAGCUAUUAUGGAAAGGAUUGAAGAUUUAAACAGCGAAAAAGAGAAUUUAAAGCGCCUUUUAAAGGAAGAUGUUGAAGAUGUGCCUGAAUCUCAUGUUCCUCUAUAUACACUUCAAAUGAAUAUCGAUGAGAGCUUGAAGAAUUUGAGGGAAAAGUUGCGUCGUCGUCAUGAACAAAUUGAAAACUAUCUCCAUGAACAAGAUGUUUUAUGUUCUGAAUUGGGCGAGUCAAAACGACCAUUAAGUGCCGAUCCAUUACCAUCUGAAGCUGAAAUGAAUCAAUUUGCUGAUCAUUUGGAAUCCUUAACAGAUUUAAAGUUUAAGCGUUUGGCAGAAAUCAUGAAUGUUCGAGAGGAUAUCAAGGAAGUGGUCUCAAAAUUGGAAUUAAAAGUACUUGGAGAUUUUGAAAAUAAUCUCGUCAAUUCUGAUGAUUUGAAGCCAACAAAGAAUAACAUCCAGAAGCUUAAGGAUCUUUAUCAGUUAUUCGAAAGUCAAUAUCAAAAGAUGAAAUAUCAAAUGGAAGACAUGAAAAAGCGAUUAAGUCAAUUAUGGAAGUUUUUGGAUAUCCCUGAAUCUCAUCAGCAUAAAUUUGAUAAAUAUACGGAAAUCAAUCAAUCAAACUACGAUAAAUUGCACUUUGAAGUUGAACGAUGUGAACAGAUUAAGAGAGAGAAUAUUCGUGUAUUUAUUGAACGUGUUCGUAUAGAAAUUGAAGAAUAUUGGGAAAAAUGUUUAAAGUCUGAAGCUGAACGCUUGCGAUUCCGUACAUUUACUGCCAAUACAUACAAUGAAGAUGUCCUAGAAAUGCAUGAAGAUGAACUGCGUGAAUUAAAGUUAUUUUAUGAAAAUAAUGAGCAUAUAUUUAAUAUGAUUCAGGAACGACAAGAUUUAUGGAAUCAAAUGGAACUACUACAGAAUAAGGAACAGGAUCCAAAAAGGUAUGCAAAUCGUGGUGGACAGCUUUUGAAGGAAGAAAAGGAACGUAAAAUGAUUACAAUAAAAUUGCCUAAAAUUGAAGCCAAACUUAUUGAAAUGUGUGAAGAAUUUGAAGCAACUAGCAAGCGUCCAUUUACUGUAUUUGGUGUAGCUGUUCAGGAUUUAAUUGAAAAGGAUUAUGAUACAAAACGUCAAGAGAAAUUGACUAAAAGUGGAAAGAAGAUAUUGGCAACUCCAAUGAAAACUCCAUUACGUGCAAAUACAACUGGAUUAAGGACUCCAUUAACUGUUGAACAGACAUUAAUCAAUAGAACAAAUGCAGCUAAAUCAACAGGAAAUCGAUUAAGAGUUCCAACGUCUGCAUUACAAAUAAAGACACUCUCAACAACAUCAUCGUCUACAGCCUCAUCUGUUCGGUCUGUUCAUACUGAAAAUGGCAAACGAAAAGUUAUAGCACAAGUUUCAUCGGUUCCACCUGCAAAACGUAAAUUAUUAGGCGCUUUUGUAUCGCCAGCACCAAGAAAUGUCUUAAAGCCAACAAUUAAUAAUACACAGAAUGUUCAAAACAAAUCAAAUCGUGGCAACAAAAGUGCAACCCUUAAAGUUUAUAAUGUUGGAUCCAUAAUUAAGCGACGAUCAAAGUCACGAAAAAGUAUUGGAAAGAAGCGACGCAGCAGCUUACAAAAGUGUAAGAAAAUUCCUGAAAUUUUACUGAGUUCGACAGAGACGUUAAAUACAGACACGACGAACUACGAGGGAUUUGAAAAUUACGUUUAUGAAAGCAAGAAAAUAAUAAGAUCAUCGGAACUUCCUCGACCACUUUAUGUACCUGUUAAUCAUCAUGGAUUUGCAUCACCAAUGAUGAAAAAAACUCCAACAAAUAAUCGCGUUGGUCUAACACCGUCCAGUUCAACUCCAUCAAAACACUAUGUCCAGCCAAAAGAACUUGAGUUUUCGAUGAUUAUCUAGAUAUAAAAAGUUUCGUUGCAAUUAAUUUAAGCUCUAUACCGUUUUAUUAGAUAUAAAUCAAGUCACAACAAAAAGAAAGAAUCAAUAAUAAUUUUAAGUCGCUCUCUGAUUAGAAACUUUUAUUUUGGAAGCAUAUACAGAAAAUCUGCAUGGAAAGCAACUUUAUUUUUCUAUUCUUUUGUUGUAUCUCACAUAAACAUUUAUGUCCAUUAUUAUUACUUUUUGAAUAAAUUUAAGCUUUUAUGAUUUUCCAACAGC
This is a messenger RNA of Chironomus riparius, 2543 nucleotides long. The record is from the annotation of a GenBank genome assembly. Lineage: Eukaryota; Metazoa; Arthropoda; Insecta; Diptera; Chironomidae.